This is a messenger RNA of Coccomyxa subellipsoidea C-169, 2043 nucleotides long. Its product is annotated as kinase-like protein. The coding region runs from base 27 to 1514 and encodes 495 amino acids. The record is from RefSeq and is a predicted model, not a curated record. Gene Ontology annotation, biological process: protein phosphorylation. NCBI's taxonomy places the organism in Eukaryota, Viridiplantae, Chlorophyta, Trebouxiophyceae, Coccomyxaceae. The transcript has 12 exons. Gene Ontology annotation, molecular function: protein binding; ATP binding; protein kinase activity.
GGACCUGCAGCUCUAAAUUAGACAGUAUGCCUGAUGAUCAUGAGAGCGACGACUCUGGGAGUCAGAACCCGGAGCGAGGAGUCCGUUUUGUCGACACAGAUCUGAGCAUCAAUCCCUCGAAGAAGGCUCAAGAGGAAGGUUUUGCUAAUACAGCGGACAAAUACUACAAAGAUGUGCAGUCUAUCCAUGGCGAUAUGGCUGCCAAGCGGAGGGCAAUUACAGAAUUGCUCUUCUUUGCGAGCGUGGGCGAUCUGAGGCGCUGCCAACGUAUCGUCAGACUAUGGAAAUUGAAAGUCUCAGAUGACGCUUGCUGCGAUUACGACAAAAGGACUCCACUGCAUCUUGCCGCCAGUGAGGGCUGCUACAAAGUCACGGAAUGGCUCAUUGAUCAAAACGCUGUGGUCAACUGCCGUGAUCGCUUCAAGCGGACGCCUCUAGAGGAUGCAGCAAGGGGGGAUCAUGUGGAAGUGACGAAGCUGCUGCUUGACCAUGGAGGCAAGGUGUUUGAGGAUGGCAAGCUCGUGGACCUCAGCGACUCGCACUUAUCUGGCAAGAUGCGAGACAUCCCUGAGAACAUCGUGGACCUGGAGGUGGACUGGGAGAUAGAUCCUGAUGCACUGACCAUUCUAGAGAAGAUAGGUGAGGGCGAGUUUGGGAUUGUGCACAAGGCUCUCUUUCAUGGCACCUUGGUCGCGGCAAAGAUCCUGAAGGGGAGCAGCGCCAUCGCGCUGGGGGAUUUUCGAUCAGAAAUCGAGGUUCUGCGGAAGGUGCAUCACCCAAACGCAGUGCAGUUUCUGGGUGCUUGCACCAAGCAGGAGCCCUACAUCCUUGUCACAGAGCUCAUGGUGGGAGGCUCUCUGUCGGAUGCGAUGCGGAUGUCCCGGCACUUCACAUUGAGGCGAGCCAUGGAGAUUGCAGUGGACACUGCGCGCGGCCUGGCCUACCUCCAUGCCAAAAAGAAUGGCGCCAUCAUCCACAGGGACUUGAAGCCUGGGAACCUUAUGAUUGCUGGCUCUCAAUAUCAAAGCAGGGACAGCCUGGUCUUUGACACAGGGACCAUCAAGCUGGCAGAUUUUGGGCUCAGCAAGUCCUUGCCGGUGAACAAGCAUGCUGGCUAUGACUUGGAUUCAAAGUUCAAGCUGACAGGGGAGACUGGCAGCUACCGCUACAUGGCUCCAGAGGUCUUCCGCCAUGAGCCCUACAACUUCAAGGUGGAUGUGUACUCCUUUUCCAUGAUUGCCUACCAGCUGUUUGAGCUGUGCCCGCCCUUUGCUGGGAUGGACCCGGUGGAUGCCGCGCGCAAGGCAGCCCUGGCCGAGGAGCGGCCUCCCCUCAUGCGCCUGGCCACUAAGAUGCCCACCAUGCUGGCAUUGAAGAAGAUGGUGACGAGGUGCUGGGACCCCAACCCGGAGAGGCGGCCCAACUUUGAGGACGUGGUGAAGGUGCUGGAUGACCUCAUAAAGAUGAUGCCGCGGGAAACUGCAUCAUCGGGGGCCUGCUGCAGCCUGCAAUAGGCAGCAGCAUCAGUGUGUGCCACUCAAACACAUUGUCUUAGGAGUGGCUGGCGCGAUCAGAAUUUUGUAGUGUUUAUCCCUUGUUUGGGAGGUUUUACGUGCGUGUCUGGGAUUUAUUGAACUCUCCAGAGUGGCUGGGAUUCCUUGUGCCUCUUCAUGGCUCAUAUUACACAUGGCAAGUGACGUACUGACUGGUAUGUUUUUGACCUGACAAGAGAUGGCCGGCCCAUGACACCUGCUGCUGGUGACAUAUAGGACAUUACCUUGGGUGUGCUCGUGAUGACGUCUUCGUUCUACACUCCCUUGAAGACUCCCUCCCUGGGAGACUUCCUUCGGAAUCCCUGGGAGUCCGAAGGAAGUCCUGAUAUAGAUAUAGAUUUUGCUUUCUUAAAACAGAGUGAAGUGGAAAUCUGCUCUGCAUUGAUGGUGCCAUAUAGGGGAUUGACGUUCUGCCUCAGACCGUUCUGGCAUCGCCGAACGACCAACUGGCGCUGUUUCAGACAUGCUGAUGUAAUGAGUGCCUUCCCUU